AUGGCGAAAGCUAAAGACAAAGUUACUGCACUUUAUGGCAUCGGUGACCAUGUAUGGGUGCCGUGCAGGUCUACUAUUUCCAAGAACGGUUUAUUCAAAAGUUCUGACGACCAAACCUCUAGUUCUACCAAAACUGUUAAAAUAACUUGCGAUAAAAUACGUUAUUGGCCUGCUAAAAUUAUUUCAGUAUUAUUUACCGGAAACAGACAACUAUUCUCGUUCAUUAGAGUUAUGUCUAAAGAUAAUUUUCUUUCUAAAACUCCUUCUGUGACAACAAGAUAUUUGGUUAAACUCGUGGGUUUAGACAUAACCCAAGAAUUCUUGGAACAAGCGAUUAAAUCAUGGGACACGCUUGAUCCUAAACCUUUACCGGAUGUCUCAAUUUCUUUCAAUUUCAAUUUAUUCAAAAAACAAUUAUCAGAUUUGUCUUCUUAUGAAAUAAUUGCUCUUUAUGUUUAUUCGGUAAGAAAAGUUUCAAAAGAAAUUGAGCUAACCAUGAAGGCACGUGACCGAGAUUCUGUUACUUCAGUUAAAAACGUUAAGCGUGUAAAGAUUUACAAUGAUGAGAAAGGUUUCCAAGAUUCAAUGAAUAUCAUUUCUCAAAGUUCGAGAUCAAAAAAAGGUAAAAAAGGAACUUCGGCAUAUGCCAAGAAGAAAUCUUUGCAAAAAAAGUCUCCCGCAAAUUCCUCCUUUUCUGUUGAUUCGAAUUCUAAAUCGGUGGUUAUCGAAACCCACUCAUCCCAAGAAUCAAUGUUAAAUUCAAAUCCUUCGAAAGAUAUUCCUGAAUCAACUCACUUUAAAGAUAAACUUCAAAAGCAUGCAAUUAACAACUAUAAUGAUAGUAAUGAUAAUACGCUUUCUGUUCCUAUUGAUAACCGUAAUCUUAAAACAAAAUUUAUAAAGUCCAUCGGAUACGUUACUAUAGAUAAUAAUUUGUUCAGGACAACAAGAAGAGGUAAAGUUUUUGGAAAAUGGCGGCCUUCCAAAAAGUCCCGCCUAUCUGAAGAUGCAAGUAUGAAUGAAAAGAACGAAUUUAUCUUAUCCGAUGAUAUUUCUAAGCAAGAAGUUAUGAAUAUCAGUAAGCAUAAAGUUAAAGAAAAUCCAUGCAUCCUACAAACAAUCAAAUCCAAUGAUAUGCAGCAACAAAGUAUUAACGCGGAAGAAAAAGUCGACAUAACCUCGCAUAAUACUGCAGCAAAAGAUAAUGUUCAUAAAGUUGUGAAUGCACACUUAAAAUAUAAUGGUUCUACAAACGAAAGUUUCGUAAUAAAUGGUGUAGAUCCUAAAAGUGAUAAUUUUGAAGAUAGAUCGCAACAUAUAUACCAUACGCUUCAACAAAAUUUAGAUGACAAUACACUCAUAAUAAAUGAUUCAAAUGAAAAAGAGGAAGAUGCAGAAUCUAUGGAGGUCGACACACCUCUUUCAGAUGAUGUAAAAACAGAAUUAGAAAUAAACACGUCAUCUACAAGUGUCACCUCCGACGAUCUGCCUGCAGAACAAGUUGUUAUGGAAUUGCCAAAAACCCCUACACAAACGAAGAUGCAGAUUUUGAAUCGGAAAUUCGAUAUGAAGCAAAAUUUUGAUAGUAAGGAAAUGAAAUCACAUGAAAGCGAUGACUGUGAGUCUAUUACCGAUGUCGAUGAAAUGGGAAAAGAUUCUAUGGAAGCUGAAAUGGUCGAGCAGCAAGUUGAUGAAAAUUCAAUGUCAGUUUUUUCUUCUUUUCGUUCUGCGAUGUUGGGAUUCAACAUUUUUUCGUGGAGCAAUAAAGAGAAAUCAUUUCUGAAGUAA
Cetraspora pellucida is the source of this 1788-nucleotide messenger RNA. The record is from the annotation of a GenBank genome assembly. Lineage: Eukaryota; Fungi; Glomeromycota; Glomeromycetes; Diversisporales; Gigasporaceae.